AUGGCGGCUGCGGCAGUGGCGGCGGCGGCCGCAGCAGCCGCAGCUGCCUCGCUGCAGGUGCUGGAGAUGGAGGGCAUGGAGACGGCCGCCGCCGGCUCGGCCGGGCUGGCCGCCGAGGUGAGAGGCAGCGGCACGGUGGAGUUCGGGUCCGGGCCCUGCUUGUCCGCCAUGGAGGCGAGCGGCGGCGACCCGGGCCCGGAGGCCGAGGAUUUCGAGUGCAGCACCCACUGCUCGGAGCUGUCGUGGAGGCAGAACGAGCAGCGGCGCCAGGGCCUCUUCUGCGACAUCACCCUGUGCUUCGGCGGCGCCGGCGGCCGCGAGUUCCGCGCCCACCGCUCGGUGCUGGCCGCCGCCACCGAGUACUUCACGCCGCUGCUCUCGGGCCAGUUCUCCGAGUCCCGCUCGGGCCGGGUGGAGAUGCGCAAGUGGAGCUCGGAGCCCGGGCCCGAACCUGACACGGUGGAAGCCGUUAUCGAAUACAUGUACACCGGGCGCAUCCGCGUCAGCACCGGCAGCGUGCACGAGGUUCUGGAGCUGGCGGACAGGUUCCUAUUAAUUCGCUUAAAAGAAUUUUGUGGAGAAUUUCUCAAGAAAAAACUUCAUCUCUCUAAUUGUGUGGCCAUUCAUAGCUUAGCUCACAUGUAUACCCUGAGCCAGCUUGCUCUGAAAGCUGCCGAUAUGAUACGGAGAAAUUUCCACAAAGUAAUUCAGGAUGAGGAAUUUUACACUUUACCUUUCCAUCUUAUUCGAGACUGGCUGUCAGACCUGGAAAUUACGGUGGAUUCCGAAGAAGUUCUUUUUGAAACAGUUUUGAAGUGGGUUCAGAGAAAUGCCGAAGAGAGGGAGAGGUACUUUGAAGAACUUUUUAAAUUGCUCAGAUUGUCCCAGAUGAAACCUACUUAUCUUACUCGGCACGUCAAACCGGAGAGGCUGGUGGCCAAUAAUGAAGUUUGUGUCAAGUUAGUGGCUGAUGCCGUGGAGAGGCAUGCUCUGAGAGCUGAGAACAUGCAGUCUGGUACAAUCCAGCAUCCUGCUUCUAAUGUCUCAUUGUUACCUCGCUACGGACAAAACAUGGACGUGAUCAUGGUGAUUGGAGGCGUGUCGGAAGGAGGGGACUAUUUAAGUGAAUGUGUGGGGUAUUUUGUUGAUGAGGACAGAUGGGUAAACCUGCCCCAUAUUCAUAAUCACCUGGAUGGCCAUGCGGUUGCAGUAACUGAAUCCCACGUGUAUGUUGCUGGAUCAAUGGAACCAGGUUUUGCUAAAACUGUGGAAAGAUAUAACCCAAAUUUUAAUAUAUGGGAACAUGUUUGUAGUCUGAUGACACGGAAGCAUUCUUUUGGGCUAACGCAAGUCAAAGGGAAGCUCUAUAGCAUUGGAGGACAUGGCAACUUCAGUCCCGGCUUUAAAGAUGUUACUGUUUAUAAUCCUGAGAUUGAUAAGUGGCACAACUUGGAAUCGGCACCAAAGAUUCUUCGAGACGUCAAAGCGCUCGCUGUCGAAGACCGGUUUGUGUACAUCGCUGCCCGCACGCCUGUGGAUCGGGACACCGAGGAUGGCCUGAAGGCUGUCAUCACCUGCUACGACACAGAGACUCGGCAGUGGCAGGACGUGAAGUCUCUGCCACUUAUUGACAAUUACUGCUUUUUCCAAAUGUCUGUGGUCAAUUCCAACUUUUAUCAGACAGCAUCAUGCUGUCCCAAGAGUUAUUCUUUAGAAAAUGAAGAGGCAGUCAGAAAGAUCGCCAGCCAAGUUUCCGAUGAGAUCCUUGAAAGCUUACCUCCAGAAGUCCUAAGCAUCGAAGGAGCAGCCAUCUGCUAUUACAAAGACGACGUUUUCAUUAUUGGAGGCUGGAAAAACAGUGAUGAUAUCGACAAGCAGUAUCGGAAAGAGGCCUAUCGAUACUGCGCCGAGAGGAAGAGGUGGAUGCUGCUCCCGCCCAUGCCGCAGCCUCGCUGUCGAGCCACUGCUUGCCACGUGAGAAUCCCGUACCGGUACUUGCAUGGCACACAGAGAUAUCCCAUGCCUCAAAACUUAAUGUGGCAGAAGGACCGGAUCAGGCAGAUGCAAGAAAUACAUCGGCAUGCCUUGAAUAUGCGGCGAGUGCCAAGCUCUCAGAUCGAAUGCUAG
Messenger RNA from Pipistrellus nathusii (Nathusius's pipistrelle), 2127 nucleotides. Lineage: Eukaryota; Metazoa; Chordata; Mammalia; Chiroptera; Vespertilionidae. The record is from the annotation of a GenBank genome assembly.